Molecule: messenger RNA, 835 nt
Organism: Homalodisca vitripennis (glassy-winged sharpshooter)
Lineage: Eukaryota; Metazoa; Arthropoda; Insecta; Hemiptera; Cicadellidae
Product: cytochrome P450 6B1-like
Exons: 2
Coding region: 1-813 (270 amino acids)
Molecular function (GO): heme binding; iron ion binding; monooxygenase activity
Source: RefSeq, a predicted model, not a curated record
AUGAGUGUCCCGUACAGUGACUUGCUGCCUCUCCUGUUGCUAGGAGUGGUGUGUGUUGUGUGUAUUUACUUGUGGUCAGUGUCUCAGUGGCGAUGGUGGUACUACUGGAGACGGCGCGGGGUGCCGUGUCUGAAACCAGUGUUGCCAAUCGUUGGCAACAUGUACGACCUCCUGUUGCUGAAGAGUCUUCCCGAUAUUUCCAACAGGAUAUAUAAGGUUACCAAGGGUCUCCCCUAUGUCGGGAUCUACGCGUGCCACACGCCCGUGCUGUACGUACAGGACUUGGACCUAAUAGCGAGGAUAACGGUCAGGACUGGAGAUUUCUCGAGAUCGCGGUUGUCUCCCUGCUUCAACAUCGCCAGAGUUAAAUCUAUGUUACCCGCAAUGUUGGAGAAGAGUGCAAAUUUAGUGGGGAAAUUCAAGAAUUACUUGACACAUAAGGAUUUGAUUGAGGUGUGGGACGUUUCUUUGAGAUAUUCCACCGACGUCCUUACCCUUUGUACUAUAGGGGUGGACGCACAGUGUCUCGAUGAUCGCCAUGAAUUCAGAAAGAUCAGUAAACAAAUGUUGGGUAUCCACUUCAUAUACCACGUCUUCACAGGAUGCUUCUUCCCCACAGUGCACAAGUUAUUGGGGACUCCAGUCGCCAAAGCCAGCGUUACAGAGUUCUUCCAUCACGUCAUUCAACAAAUCAUAGAUCACCGCAAGGAAAAGAAAAACGAGAACAAGGAUGUUCUCCAGGCUCUGAUAGACUUGAAGGAAGAAUUUACAACUCGUGAGACAGGUGCUAAUAUACCAGGUAAAAUUGUAUAAACGUUUUAAAUUAAUGGAGAGU